AAUGGCGCUGUCCUGUAUGCAGAUAGCUCUCAUGAUUGGGAUGCUUGUUACUGGUAGCAUAAACACGAUCAGUAAAAAAGCACAGAAUGAUUGUGUUGCCCCAGGAUACCCAGACAGAAGUGCCAACAGUACAACAACACCACAUGACUUUGACCACCCCUGGUUUCAGACCUUCAUCAUGUUUAUAGGUGAAAUGUUUUGUCUGUUUGGUUUAUGUGUCAUCAGAAGAAGAGAAAGAAUUGCAUAUGCAAAAGAGGUGACGAGCCAGACACUUCCUCAAGCUCCCAUUCGUCCUCUACAACAGAAAAGAGUUUUUGAAUUUAUUCUGAUUGUGCCGACCUUGUGUGACCUUUUCGGGACAUCACUAGCUGGGAUCGGCCUCCUGUAUGUGGACGCCUCAGUCUGGCAGAUGCUCAGAGGGUCCAUCAUCAUAUUUGCAGGGAUUCUGUCGAAAAUAUUUUUGAAAAGGAAACUGACGUGUAUCCACUGGUCUGGGAUGAUUGUGACGAUGUUUGGUCUGGUGUUGGUGGGAUGUUCUAGUGUCUUCAAGAGUCAAGCUGGAACAUCGGCAUCCAACACUCUGCUUGGUAUUGCCCUGAUAGUCUCCAGUCAGAUUGUCAGCGCCAGCCAAAUGGUUAUUGAAGAACUGUUUUUGAAGAAAAGAAAUUUUCCCCCUUUACAGGUUGUUGGUAUGGAAGGGACAUUUGGUCUGCUCUUGAUGAUGUUUAUUGUGCUCCCUGCCAUGUACUUUAUCCCGGGGAAGCAGGUCAACAACAGCUAUGAGAACAGUCUCGAUGCUCUCUACCAGAUAGGAAACAGCCCUCGUCUCCUGAUAUUCUGUCUGCUGUACCUCAUCUCAAUUGCAUUCUACAACUACUUCGGGUUGUCUGUGACCAAGUCACUCACAGCUGUACAUCGGACGCUGAUUGAUGCGUGUCGGACCAUGCUGGUUUGGGGAGUAGAUCUGUUCAUCUUCUAUGCAUUCGACAAGAACUUUGGGGAGCCAUUUGACAAGACAUAUGGACUGUUGCAAGUUGAUGGGUUCUUCUUCUUGAUGAUUGGCACAGCCCUGUACAACAACCUGCUGGACUUCUCCUGGUUACCCUGCUGUCAGACAGGCCAGGAGAUGCAGAACAUCCGCCCUGAACAGCGACACAUUCAGGGGGCCGAGGAAUCCUACUCCUCUGUCGAUGAACGCUCUCGACUGCUGGACGACAAUAAGCGUUCAUAUGACUAGGCAGCUGGAUGACAAGCGAUCAUAUGACUAGAUAGCUGUAAAACGCGCAGUCAGCACUCACUGGAGAUACGUCAUCGUAGGUCUGUAGGUUCAGCUUGGUCCCUGCACCCAUGAUGAGGAUCAGGUGUUUACAGUGUGGACCUGGCUGAUUGAGAGUCUACAUUCCCCAUCCCAUCAUUGUCAAUCACUACUCGUGCCUUCAGUCACUGGUUUGGCAGGUUCAGCCCACCAAGAAGGAAUAUUGCUAACUGGGGCUUAAAACAACAUUCUCAUUUGUGAAAAUUAACACUGCAAAGUUUUUGUAAAACAAAAUGGGUUUGGAUUAACACUCUUGGUUCUAUAAUGUAUUACAGGAUGAUUCCAGCUGAUCAGAGUUGUCCAGUUCCUCUAUGAUCUCAUAUCAGACAAGUGAUCUGUCCCCUCAAAUUGAACCGAAAAACCGUUCUUAAUCCAUAUUCUUGCCAUAGGAAAUUCUAUGUACAACAAAACCCUGACAGCUUAAAAUGUUCUCCAAUCACUUGUUACUUGGAUUCUCGACGUUUGAUAACUUUUAGCAAUAUUCCAGCAAUAUCAUGGCAGGGAACACCAGAAAUGGGCUUCAUACAUUGUACCCAUGAGGGGAAUUGAACCCAGGUCUUCAGUGGGAUGAGCUUUACCAACUAGGCUACCCUAGAUUUUGUAACUCACCAUGGUGCCCAGGGUGCACUCAUCAGUGGACUU
Messenger RNA from Haliotis rubra (blacklip abalone), 1957 nucleotides. Its product is annotated as solute carrier family 35 member F6-like. Gene Ontology annotation, cellular component: intracellular membrane-bounded organelle; membrane. Lineage: Eukaryota; Metazoa; Mollusca; Gastropoda; Lepetellida; Haliotidae. The transcript has 14 exons. Gene Ontology annotation, biological process: transmembrane transport. The record is from RefSeq and is a predicted model, not a curated record. Gene Ontology annotation, molecular function: transmembrane transporter activity. Bases 2 to 1237 code for a protein of 411 amino acids.